This is a messenger RNA of Babesia bovis T2Bo, 2088 nucleotides long. RefSeq names its product AP2 domain family protein. Bases 723 to 2075 code for a protein of 450 amino acids. NCBI's taxonomy places the organism in Eukaryota, Apicomplexa, Aconoidasida, Piroplasmida, Babesiidae. The record is from RefSeq and is a predicted model, not a curated record. Gene Ontology annotation, molecular function: DNA-binding transcription factor activity. The transcript is spliced from 2 exons. Gene Ontology annotation, biological process: regulation of DNA-templated transcription.
GUGGUGUGUGUACCACUUCCCUAAGUUAUAUUGGACUCGUCCCAUGCCGGGAUGCCAAUACAAUUACUGGCGUUCAAAUCUAGACACGCGUUAAAAGGGCAAAUAGGUUUGGCCUUAUUCCUAGGUCAUUGGCGAGCCCUCAAAGUAGGAUUCCUCGAAACUUAUGUGGCCAAAGCGCCCAGAAAGCACUUGUGCUUUAUCUAGACGUGUUUGUACAUCGACUGUGGUGGUCUUUCAUGAAUAGGUGUAUUUGACUACUAGGGCUAUACUCCACUUGUGUCUAGGGAUCUUUGCUCACUCGCACAGCUAUUUGCAUAGGUUAUUUCAAUGCAGCUGGUAUAGCCUAUUCUGGAAUCGACUGCACUUGCACUCAGUAGGUACAUAUCUGGAAUCUAGGUUUACCCUUCCAACCUUUAAACCGGAAACCCGAAAAAGGGGCUUUAUAUACAUUAGCAAAAGGGAUCAUUGUAUAGGCAUUUAAACCGUAAGAUACAGGAGUUGUGUUUGUACUAGACCCUAUAGGAAUAUAGUCCGCUUGUACUUCAUUAUCUCUGUAUCGACGCGCCAAUGAGCGCAUGAAUACCGUUCCAAAGUAAGAACGGGAUUUUAUAUAUACCGAAGGCGGUACGCUGCCUUCGGCAAAUGCAGUUAUUCAUUAACGUAGCAAUUCAUUUAAUCGCCGAAAUAGGCAGGGACGUUUUCGAUAGUUAAGCAUCAGCAAUAUGGAUAUGCGUCUGGAACAGGACCGCAAUAACGUCGACCAAGUGGACGACCGCGGCACUAAAACUAGUUAUACCGAUCCGUUAUCAAUGAAGCAGAGUGCAAGCUCUUCGUGUACCACUCUGUGCGAUAGCGGGGAUGAAGGGCAACCAGGUCAAAACGGCCAGCAGAUGGACAUGAUGCAACCGAGUUACCCGAUGAACUACAAUUAUCCACCUGGUUAUAACAACUUCGACCUUACUUCGUUCAUCAAUAAUUCGUUCAACAAGAAGCACACAAAUGUAAUCUCGGGCGUUAAGUUCCAACCGUCAGAUAACCGAUGGAUUGCAAGGUGGACUACUGCCGAUGGCAAACGCGCUUGCAAAAGCUUCUCGGUGAAUAUUUACGGGUUUGAGCAGGCUAGGGCCCUGGCUAUAGAGGCACGGCAAAAGGGCGUCAGUUUAUCAGGCCGUUCCUUCUGCAACAGGGAACGGCAACAUGCAAUGCGCUCUGGUGUUGGGAUUAUUGGAAUCCGCUUUGACAAAACCCAGGCGCGCUGGGUGUCGUCAUAUUACGAAGGCGGUAAGCGCAAGUUCAGGUACUUUACCGUUAAGGACUACGGGUACGAGCAGGCAAAGCAGCACGCAAUCCUCUGGAAAACAUGCAACGACGAGCGGCUUAUCCGUAACCGUGCUCAAGCUAAUAAGGUCAUGGACCUUAAAAUGCUAGAGCACGGUAUGGACCAGGGUGUCCAGCAGAACCCCUGGUGCGUGCAACCAUACCAACAGCCUUAUAUGGGAUAUUACCAACCACAGGCCAUGGAGUACUGCAACCCCCAAAAUGACUGCAUCAACCAAUAUGACCAGCAGCAUAUGCAGCAAGCCAUGAUGCACUACAAGGCGCCUGCGAUGCCGGGGCAGCAAUCUGUAGAAGCAAGGAGCCCAAGCCUCAGUACCAAUGCUAGUGUCUCGGGAUACAACGACCUCGGGGACCAAAUGUGCUACAACUACCAAAGUGACUUUCAGUACCAAUUAAUGCAGCCUCAGUACCAGUAUGAGCAGCAGCCAAUGCAGUACAUGGGCGACGAGAUUGAGCAGUACGUCCCGGAAAACGAGCAGGAAGAGGACACGUGCUCCGUAUCAGGCGUAACCUUCGACCGAAAGAAUAGGCGUUGGGGAGCUAGGUGGACCACUGCCGAUGGCAGACGUGCCGGGCGGUACUUCCCAGUUAGACAGUACGGUUUCAACGAAGCAAAGCGGCUGGCGGUAAUAUGCCGCCUACAGGCUAUAGAAGAGAGUCGUACCGGGGAACCCAUGUCGCCCAUCGACCUCAAUAUGCAGCAGAGCUGCGGCGAACUUAUUAACGAACAGUUUUAAUAGUCCCAACCUC